UGGCUUUAUUUUUGAAGAUUUAGAAUAUGACUUAUCUGAAGAUUUGAUGUCUAUAACCAGUCCUGGAUCAUCCAAGGUGGAAUGUUGUCCACAAGAAUUUGCUAUCAAACUAAAUGGCGAUGGCUUCAGUUUUCAAGAUGUAGAAUAUGACUUAUUUGCAGAUUGGAUGUUUAUAACCGGUCCUGGAUCAUCUAAUAAAAGCUGUGAACAACUACACGAUGAGCGGAAAUAUGCAAGACUAUUAGUCCAAUUACUAGAGCAAUCUGCUACGAGUAUAAAAUUAUUUCUAGAUGCUGUUAAAACAAAAUUGUGACAUGGAUAAAGUUCUUAAAUUAAAAAAAGCUUUGGAACAAUAUAGGUUAGGAUUUAACCUUAGUUCAUUGUGGCCAACUUCAGAAUGUAAAGAAAAAGAAAAAGAAAUAGAAACAUGUUACAAGGAUCUCAUGGAUAAUAUCUCAAAAUUAAUAAACAAAAUAAUCUCAAAAAUAGAUAUUAAAGAGAGAGAAGAAAGAUAAUUAGUUGAAGAAGAAGAACUGCCAUAUGAGAUUUUAAUUAAAGACAGUGUAACUAAAUUAAAACAGUUUGUGUCAGAUUUCAUAAAGAAAGUUAAUCUUGUUUUCAAUGAAUCAUAUCGUUCUAAGUAUGGAAUAAUAACAGAUUGUGAUACAAAAGAUGAAAGCGAUGACUUUAGUCGAGAAAUAAUGGAUGUUACUGAGCCAGCAUCUGUAAUUCCAGUAAUUAAACCACAUCCUGCUGAAUUUCGAUUUAUUACAUUGGAUACAGAUCCAGUAUACAAAGUAACCAAACCAGAAUAUAACCAAAGUAUAACCAAACCCGAAGAAGCUGGAGUUUUUGAUGUGGUAGUAACACUUAUGGAUAAUUCACACAAAUACAUCAAUGAUCAAGAUAAUUUAAAUCCAUCGUUACCAAAAGUUAUUGCCAAGGACAUCCAAAUACUUCAAAAAAGUUUAACGGCAGGAAUUUGGGUGAAAACUUUUGAAAAUCGUGUGAGGACCAGAAAAAAGCCAUAUGCUGGUGGUUUGUUUCUAUUUGAUGUCAAAAUUCCACUCACAUAUCCAAUCCAACCUCCACUCUGUCAUUAUUAUAGUUAUUGUGUAGACCGGUUGAAUCCAAAUCUAUACGAAGAUGGAAAAGUAUGCCUUAGUCUUUUGGGUACUUGGUCUGGUCAAGGAGUUGAACUUUGGUCACCUAAUGAUUCAAAUUUAUUACAGCAUCUAUUAUCAAUACAAGGACUGAUAUUGGUGAGUGAAUCAUAUUAUAAUGAACCUGAAUUUGAUUCAUUGAGGUCAAAACCUUGCAAAAGAAAACUCUCGUGUUUACAACGAAAUGGCUCUGAUCAAAGUAGUGUAGUCAAUGACAAAUAUGUCAAACAUGAACAAUUCAUACAUAAACUGGUCAAGAGAUGGUGUUGGCAAUUUAGCUUCGAGACAGCAAAGUUCCAUAAUUUAUAUGCAGAAGCGAAUUGCAUUGUUUCGUAGUACGGAGUAGUAGAAUAUAAUAUCAAUAUACAGAUUUAACAAAAUACUGACGGAUACAAUAUAUUAUAAUUGAAUUCAAACUUAUAACAUGCAUUACACUGUUAAAGAAAUAAAGAAGACUCU
This is a messenger RNA of Metopolophium dirhodum (rose-grain aphid), 1622 nucleotides long. RefSeq lists its product as uncharacterized. Bases 702 to 1499 code for a protein of 265 amino acids. The record is from RefSeq and is a predicted model, not a curated record. The transcript has 10 exons. NCBI's taxonomy places the organism in Eukaryota, Metazoa, Arthropoda, Insecta, Hemiptera, Aphididae.